Paramecium primaurelia is the source of this 1532-nucleotide messenger RNA. NCBI's taxonomy places the organism in Eukaryota, Ciliophora, Oligohymenophorea, Peniculida, Parameciidae. The record is from the annotation of a GenBank genome assembly.
GUUAAUGAAUAUCUCAAAAUCAAAAAAUUCUGUUCCAUUGGACAAGCCUAUAAAAAGUCCUUAGCCAGACAUAUUAUCCAUGCCUAUGUAAGCUUUAAGAAUUGACAUGCUCCUGAACUCUAAAAAUAAAUUAGAAACUCAAUAAUCAACCAAAGCAUUAGAUAUAAUAAAAUAAAUUCAGCAAAGCAGCUCCGGAAAUUUAAGACUUGACACAUCAAUAAACAAAUCUAAAGAGCAUCUCUUAAAAAAAACUCCAACCAAAACUACCGCUAGUUUUCAUUAUGAUAAAACCCCUGAACAUUCCUAAAACAAUUAAUCAUGCAGUCCCCAUACUCAUGCUUGUUUAAAACCUCAGCUUAAAUAAUCAGAAGAUUAAUUAAAUUUCAAAAAUGUACCUUCAUAGCAACCCAAUAUUUUAAAAGAACAAUACGAAAAAAUUGAUUAGCUAAACGCAUUAUUGAAAGAGCUAAAAUAAUAAUUAACACAAUAAGAACAAGAAAAUCAAAAAUUAUAAGAAGUUAACAUUCGCUUAAAUUAAGAUAAUCAAAAAUUAUAUUCUUAAACUGAAGAAAUGUUAAAGGAUCUUGAAUAUAUGAGAACUAAUAUUGAAUAGUAAAAUAAAGAAUUUAAUAAUUUAAAAUAGUAAAAUCAUUAAUUGUUAGAUGAUAUGAAACUCUUAAGAAGUGAAAGAAAUAAAGUUAUUAAUAAUAAUAAUGAAUAAGUUAUAAAUUAAAAAAAUAAAGAAAUUUCUUAACUAUAAAAUGAAUUAAAUGAGUAUAAAUAACUUUUAUAAGCUAAAGACUCAUCUAUUUAACAUUUAAAAUAAUAAUUUGAAAAUUUAGAAUAAUAAUAAUAUGAUAUUAUGAAUAAGUUGGAAUAAAAAUAGGAUGAAUUAUCAACUUUAAAGUAAUAAUAAUAAUUAAAUGUACUAAAUUAAAAAAAGAGUAAUUAAUUUGAGUCACUAUCAAGAAGAUCUUCUGUACCAAAUGAAGUAUUAUUUUAUCAAGCACAAUAAGAGUAACUUCAAAAAGAGAAAGACAUAUGUGAAUAAAAAUUAGUUGAAAUGUAAACAAUUAUAAAUUAGUUUUUAUUAAAAGAAAAGAAAGUAAAUCAACCAUCUAAUAAUUCAUUUGUUUAAUAAAAAGAAUUUAAUAAAAUGAAAUAAAUAAUUUAAAUCUAAAAAAGAUAAAUUGAAUCAUAAUAGAAAACUAUCAUGAAUUAACAUUAUGAAAUCUAAAAUUUAUAAACUUUAUUAUAUUGUUCUACUGAGUAAGACAGUUAAUUUAAUAAAAAAACAUUUGAUUCAGGUGACGCAGAAAAAUUUUCACUUUAAUCUGCUGACAUGUAAACAGAAUUAUAAUAUAUAUAGAUAUCAUAUCUAAGAUAAAGAGAAUGACAGAAAGGGUUUUGGCGAAUAUUAGGGAGCUCAUCACAUUACUUUUUAAUAAUAACAAGGAUCUAAAUUUAUUAUGGAAGAUACUUUUAGAAAUUUAGAUAAUGAAUUAAACUCACACAAUACUUUAACAGAUUGA